AUGGACUAUUCGAGUGAGGAAAUGGAGCCUUGGAUUUCCCAGUUUUGUUCCAUGUUUGGACACGACUACUUUGUCGAAGUGGCUCCUGAGUUUAUUGAGGAUGAUUUCAACCUCACGGGACUGAGCUCAGUGAUUCCAUACUACAAACAGGCAUUGGACGUUAUUCUUGACCUUGAGCCAGAAUCACCGCUCUCUCCAAGCGAUGCCCCCCUAGUGGACCAUGCUGCAGAGCUGCUCUAUGGACUCAUCCAUGCAAGGUAUAUACUUACCAAGCCCGGUCUACAUGCCAUGGCAGAGAAGUACGAGCGCAACUGUUUUGGGUCGUGUCCGAGGUAUUACUGUGACGGAAUGCAUUUGAUACCCAUUGGCAGGUUCGAUUCCCCCGGUAUAGAGACUGUUCGGCUAUAUUGUCCCAAUUGUAACGACAUUUACUUGCCGAGUUCGUCGAGGUACUUGAACAUUGAUGGAGCCUUCUUUGGUACCAGCUUUGCCGGCAUGUUUAUGAAGAUGUUCCCCGAAAUCAAGAGGCAGUCCAAUGAGCGAACCAGGGACAUCUUCCAGUUGAAGCUCUUUGGAUUCAGGUUGAACGAAAUGGCUCCCUGUGGACCUCGUAUGAAAUGGCUACGCCAAUGGCCGUCCAAUGAGAGAGAAUACAAGGAGUUUGAAAUGUGUAAAUUUGGCAUUCCUCCCUUGAGCGUGGUGGAUACAGUCGACGCAGACCAAAUGGACGAAGACGCCGAAAAUUCUACUAAUGGUGGUCAUGGAGGCAGUGUAGAUGCUGAUAAGAACAAGGAUGCCGAUGCAGACGAUGUGGACGACGACAUGAACAGCAGGAAAACGGGGUACCAUACCAACCACAGCACAGAGGGCGGCAUGAGCAUCAUUUGA
Pichia kudriavzevii is the source of this 888-nucleotide messenger RNA. RefSeq lists its product as uncharacterized. NCBI's taxonomy places the organism in Eukaryota, Fungi, Ascomycota, Pichiomycetes, Pichiales, Pichiaceae. The transcript has a single exon. Gene Ontology annotation, cellular component: cytoplasm; protein kinase CK2 complex. Gene Ontology annotation, molecular function: protein kinase regulator activity. The record is from RefSeq and is a predicted model, not a curated record. Bases 1 to 888 code for a protein of 295 amino acids.